AAAGGUAACGAAAUGUUGGCAGCUAUAGACACGCUCAAAGGAUUUUUAAAAUCAAACUCCAAUGUCAUGUUAUCUAUAAAAUAACUUACACAUGUCACGAACUGUUUUGUGCCCCUCAGCUCAGCUGACUGGGAGUAGAAUCCCCGAUCCUGUGACGUCAACUGGGAGCUCCAUGACUGUUAAACUAGUAUCCGACCACUCCAUAAACCGCAAGGGAUUUCAGGCCAACUAUACAGCUGAAGAUAAAGUUUGCGAGAGCCUAACUGCUGACAUCGGGACCUUCACCAGCCCGAACUACCCAAACAACUACCCUGAAAAUCACUACUGCCGGUACGAGAUCUCCGUCACCCCGCCCAAGGCCAUCAGACUGACCUUCACGGAGUUUGACCUUGAGGACGGCUAUGACAGGGUGUAUGUGUAUGAUGGAAGCACAACUGAUUUCGCAUUUGAGAUAGGUGAGAAACCAACAAUUCUUUUGUAACUGUCUGAGCACGAUUUGCGGCUGUUUUAAAACGUUGC
Branchiostoma floridae (Florida lancelet) is the source of this 519-nucleotide messenger RNA. RefSeq names its product deleted in malignant brain tumors 1 protein-like. Bases 92 to 481 code for a protein of 129 amino acids. The record is from RefSeq and is a predicted model, not a curated record. The transcript has 2 exons. Lineage: Eukaryota; Metazoa; Chordata; Leptocardii; Amphioxiformes; Branchiostomatidae.